This is a messenger RNA of Gossypium arboreum, 669 nucleotides long. RefSeq names its product putative lipid-transfer protein DIR1. Gene Ontology annotation, biological process: systemic acquired resistance. Gene Ontology annotation, molecular function: fatty acid binding. The record is from RefSeq and is a predicted model, not a curated record. The transcript has 2 exons. Bases 72 to 392 code for a protein of 106 amino acids. NCBI's taxonomy places the organism in Eukaryota, Viridiplantae, Streptophyta, Magnoliopsida, Malvales, Malvaceae.
CUUGCUAUAAAUUAAGUUCAGGUGUGGUACUUGGCAUUGGGUUUGAUACAGGUUUUUUUGAGGCAAGUAAAAUGGGUAAGGUUAGUGAGAAACUUAUGGUGUAUUGCUUGGUAGCAAUCUUUGUGGUCAUUGCAAUGGUGGAAGGAGCUAAAGGGGCAACCAUAUGUAACAUUCCAUUGAGUAGGUUGAACCUUUGCCGGCCGGCGGUCACCGGGAGAUACCCUCCACCACCUACCAAGAAAUGUUGUCUUUUGAUAAAACAUGCCGACUUGAAUUGUCUUUGCAAGUUCAAGGAUGCUCUUCCUGCCUUCAAUAUCAACCCUUCUCGUGCAUUUGCAUUGCCUAAGAAGUGCAAAUAUAAUCUUCACAUACCACCAAAAUGCAGGGGCUGAAGCACACUUGAAUGUCUUGUUCAUUUGCAGGCUGAAUUACACUUGAAUGUUCCUUAAUUAUCUGCUGAAGAUUUUUUUGGAUCAUGUUUAGAUAUUAUAUGUAUUGAAAUUGUGUUAUUUGAGUGUUGUUGUAUUUCUUGUUGCAAUAAUCAUUUCAGUUUUCUUCUUAUUAUUUUUGGUCAUGUCCUUAAUGAUUGUAUUAUUAAUGAAUGUUACUCGAAUUUGAAUAUCGAUAUUUUAUAAAGAUAUCGAUAUAUCAUUUUUGAAGUUCACAAAA